This is a messenger RNA of Gamsiella multidivaricata, 824 nucleotides long. RefSeq names its product 40S ribosomal protein S5. Gene Ontology annotation, biological process: translation; ribosomal small subunit assembly. NCBI's taxonomy places the organism in Eukaryota, Fungi, Mortierellomycota, Mortierellomycetes, Mortierellales, Mortierellaceae. The coding region runs from base 58 to 663 and encodes 201 amino acids. Gene Ontology annotation, molecular function: rRNA binding; mRNA binding; structural constituent of ribosome. Gene Ontology annotation, cellular component: ribosome; cytosolic small ribosomal subunit. The record is from RefSeq and is a predicted model, not a curated record. The transcript has 3 exons.
UUUCUUUGAAUCGACCGCUAGAAUCGUAUAGCUCCUCCUCUUACUUUCACUUUCGAAAUGGCUAACCUUGCUCUUCCCGCUGGCAUUGAGACCGAUGGCGCUGUCCGCCUCUUCAACAAGUGGUCCUACGAUGAUGUUGAGGUCAAGGAUAUCUCCUUGAUUGACUACAUCCAGGUCAAGGCUCCCGUCUACUUGCCCCACACCGCUGGUCGCUUCGCCUCCAAGCGUUUCCGCAAGGCCCAGUGCCCCGUCGUUGAGCGUCUCACCAACUCCUUGAUGAUGCACGGUCGCAACAACGGAAAGAAGCUCAUGGCUGUCCGCAUUGUCAAGCACGCUUUCGAGAUCAUCCACUUGCUCUCUGACCAGAACCCCAUCCAGGUCCUCGUCGAUGCCAUCAUCAACACCGGUCCCCGUGAAGACUCCACCCGUAUCGGUUCCGCCGGUACCGUCCGUCGCCAGGCCGUCGAUGUCUCCCCUCUUCGCCGCGUCAACCAGGCCAUCUCCUUGUUGACCAUCGGAACCCGUGAGUCUGCUUUCCGCAACGUCAAGUCCAUUGCUGAGUGCCUCGCUGAUGAGCUCAUCAACGCCGCUAAGGGCUCCUCCAACUCCUAUGCCAUCAAGAAGAAGGAUGAGUUGGAGCGUGUUGCCAAGUCCAACCGUUAAAGCGCUUUUUUCGCCCUAUAUUUUACGGAAUAUACUUUGCCACACACUUUACAAUGUAUCGUUUUCGCUUUUUUGUCGUCUCCAAUAAAGCAUGGAAAUUUGCAUGUAGUCAAUCAUUCCAAAUGCUGGGUGCUUCUGUAUUGCUUAAAUAAAUAGUCUCG